Molecule: messenger RNA, 480 nt
Organism: Aureococcus anophagefferens
Lineage: Eukaryota; Pelagophyceae; Pelagomonadales; Pelagomonadaceae
Exons: 1
Source: RefSeq, a predicted model, not a curated record
GCCCUGGUGCUGAACGCCGACUACCAGCCCCUGUCCUUCCUCCCGCUCUCCGUGUGGAGCUGGCAGGACGCCAUCAAGGCCGCGUGGCAGGGGCGCGUGGACGUCGUCGCGGAGCACGACGUCACGAUCCGCUCCGCGUCCGCGUCCUUCGCGGUGCCGUCCGUCGUCGUGCUGCGCAACUACGAGCCGAGAUCCAUCAAGGCGCCCCGCUACUCGAAGCGGCUGCUCUUAUUGCGCGACGGCUACUGCUGCCAGUACUGCCGGCAAAGAUUCCACUCGUCGCAGCUGACGGCGGACCACGUGAUCCCGCGCGCGGCCGGCGGCAAGAGCUCCUGGGACAACGUCGUCGCGUCCUGCAUGCCCUGCAACCACAAGAAGGGGUCGUUGCCGCCGAACAAGCUGAAGCACGUCGGCAUGACGCGCGCGGACGACCCCUUCGAGCCGUCCGCGUACCAGCUCGAGGCGAAGGCGCGCCAGUUC